GUAAGGACCUCCGGGGGCGACUCUGAGUCAUUCUCAGUAGGGAUGGGGUUGCACCAGGGGUCUGCCCUUAGCCCUUUUUUGUUCGCCUUGGUGAUGGACGUCCUAACUCAAGGUGUUCAAGAAGGGGUCCCAUGGUGCAUGCUUUUCGCGGAUGAUAUCGUGCUUAUCGACGACACACGUGAGGGACUAAACGAUAAGUUGGAACGAUGGCGCCUUGCCCUUGAGACUAAAGGAUUCAGAAUAAGUAGGAACAAGACUGAAUACAUGGAAUGUCGUUUCAGCGGCCGGGAAACAGAAUCAGAAGUGGAAGUUAGGAUUGACUCUCACGUAGUACCUAAGCCCUCCCAUAUAGUCAUCAUCAUGGCCAAAGAUGAUAGCAAUGAAGAGUUCACUUUUCCCACUCCAAACUCCGACGAUGAGUUUUUUCCUCCACCGCCGCCGGCGUGGUGGAGAACCUCCGCGGCCUCCCACCGCGAGAACCUGCUAACGGCGAAAGGAGGAGAAGAGAAGAUGGACAUGUUGUGGGAGGAUUUCAAUUCCAAUGAAGAAGAAGAUCAUGGAGAAUUGUUGAAGUUGGAAUUUGUUGAAGGUUUGAAGAAGUUGUCUAAUAAACCAAUCAUCAUCAAGAGGCCAAUAGGAGGAGGAGAAGAAAAAGGAAUUUUGGUUUUCAUGAAAGUCUUGAAGAAGAGCUCGAUCGAGAAGAAAUCAAUAAUGGCGACGAAAGUGAGGCCUAUAGACGUGAGGGCCAUGGACGAGCAGCUCGAGCGCCACCUCCAGAAGCUCCUCGCCGCCGGCGGCGGGAGCAGCAGCCUCCCCAAGAUGACGAAGCAUGACGUCCCGCCCCGCUUCUUGACGGAGAACGGGCGGCGCCCGGAGGCGGCGGAGGGGAAGCCCCGCGGGGAGAGGCACCCGCCGCUGCCCGCCGACGGGUGGGAGUUGGACCCCAAGAAGCUCAGGGUCAAAAGCGUCAUCGGUCAGGGCUCUUACGGAUAUGUCUACCGCGGUACCUACGACGGCCGGGAUGUCGCCGUGAAAGUAUUAGAGUGGGACGACGAAAAGAAAAAACGUGAGAUCGAGAGAGAUUUCAUUCAAGAAGUCUCCGUUUGGUAUCAACUUGACCACCCUAACAUCGCAAAGCUGAUUGGAGCCCUGAGGAGUUUAUCACAAGUGAAGAUCAAAUCCAAACACGGCAUAAGGUUGCCAAAGACUGGCUUUUGCAUAGUGGUCGAAUACCUUCCACGUGGCACUCUCCAAUCAUAUCUCUAUAGGAACCGGUCCUCCGAAAAACGUCCCCUAAGCGUUGCCCUUCAAUUCGCCAUUGACGUUGCCAAGGGAUUGAGCUACCUUCACUCCAAGAAAAUAGUCCACAGAGACGUGAAGACGACGAAUCUGCUCCUCGACAAGAACGGUAGGGUGAAGUUUGUCGAUUUCGGGGUUUCUCGGCUCGAGGCGGCCGACCGGAACGAGAUGACGGCAACCACCGGCACGGUGGGGUACAUGGCGCCGGAGGUGUUUGAUAAAAGGGCAUAUGAUCACAAAUGUGAUAUCUAUAGCUUUGGCAUUUGCUUGUGGGAGAUUUACCACUACAUGUUCCCAUUUCCUGACUAUAACCCCAAACAUCCUUGCCCACCUUCUGUCUACAAGGUUCUGAGGCCGGAGAUAGCGGCGUCGUGCCCAUCGGCGCUAGCGAAUGCGAUGACGAUGUGUUGGGACGUGAACUCGAGGAAGCGGCCGGAGAUGGAGGCGGUGGUGGAGAUGCUAGAGGCGGUCAGAGCGUACGAGGAUGCGGCGGCGAAGCAGCGCCUGAAGAAGAUGAAUAAUGUCGCCGGGUUCUUCUGCCUGCAGCCUCGUGCAAAAGCUUCCUCAGAAGUGGCUGCAGCCUAGGGUUCGUUGGAGGGGAGAUUAUAGAUAUGCAUGAUGAGAAGAAUAAUGAAGGAGGUGGAAUGAG
Molecule: messenger RNA, 1948 nt
Organism: Cuscuta campestris
Lineage: Eukaryota; Viridiplantae; Streptophyta; Magnoliopsida; Solanales; Convolvulaceae
Source: the annotation of a GenBank genome assembly